AUGGAGAGCGAAACCACGCAUAGGAUUCGCUCUCGCAGAGCACAUCAGAAGUCUCGGCUCGGUUGCAAAAAUUGUAAGAGACGGCGUGUAAAAUGUGACGAGAAGAAGCCAUCCUGCACCAAUUGCUUGCACCACUCCAUUGACUGCGACUUCUCGAGAUCCACUCCGACAUCCCUAUCACCAUCAGCGCCGGCUGCCUCACCAGCCCGUCAUCGGUACCGCUUCAAGGAAUCCAAGUAUCAGUCUCUCGCAUCAUCGUCACCCAAUGAAGGGGGCCAGAACGCCGACACGAACUCCGUCGCCGUCCAAUGUAAUCUUUCAGCCAGCGACAGUAGUGCGAGAGGGAUUUCAUUUGCGGAUCUUGAACUCUUUCAUCACUAUACUACGUCGACCUAUCGUACGUUAUCGGAAGAGUCGAUAGAUUCACAUCGAGUGUGGCUCAUUCACCUCCCGCAAUGGGGUAUUUCUUUUCCAUCAAUUCUUCAUUUACUCCUGGCCUUGGCAGCUCUGCAUCUUUGUCAUCAGCAACCAGACCUGCGACGCCAGUAUGUAAUGCAAGCAGAUGACCAUUUUACAUUUGGAGUCCGAUCUGUUACUGCCGUUUUAUCGCAGCUCAACUCCGAGAACUGCCAACUGAUAUAUAUGUCGGCCGUUCUAAUCUCCCUGGUGUAUUUCGGACACGGUCCCCGCUCUGGUGAAUAUCUUGUUUUCAGCGACCAAGGAAGAGCUGAAUGGCUAGUCCUCAUGCGAGGGGUUCGCUCCAUACUGUCAUCGAAGCGUGAUGAGAUCUUCUCGGGUAUACUCGAGCCUCAGUCGGACGAUAGCAUUCAACAUGUCACCUCCGAACUACAGGCUGAAUUGCUCAAACAUUGUACUCACAUUGCCGAAUUGAAAGCUUUGAUCGACGCGCAGGCCGUUGGCUCCAACAGGGACUUGUUCAUCCACGCUGUCAACGCCCUGCCGGAAACGUUUGAGGAAGUCUACAAGAUGCGAAGCGCCGGACGAGACGGUGUAGCUUUGUUGCCGAUGGUUAUAGGUUGGAUAUACCGACGACCAGAGCCGUUUGUCGUACUUCUGGAGGAAAAGGAACCGCUAGCGCUCCUUAUAUUGGCUUACUGGAGUAUUUUAUUAAAAUAUAUGACCACGUCUUGGCUUUUUAUCGGCUGGGAUGAGCAUGUUAUCAAGGGCAUUCGGUCGUCUUUGAACGAAGAGUUUCUUGAAUGGAUUCAAUGGCCGGAAGCCGUGAUCAGACCACGCGGCUAGUAGCUUAUCGUUGUAAUAGCGCAGAUAAGCUUUCUUGCGACUGUUCUACCUUUAGUGUUAGACUAGGUAGCCGGACCCUAGAUGCGUCAUGCAUGCAGAUAUGAGGCAAUAACCACUUUGAUAAGGCACUAAUCUUAUUUACUGUUGGAUCUAAUCCCCGUCGGGUACGGCUCACAAUGUGACUCUGAUUAUCACCACAAAUCUUCCUUACCGGAGCUUUGUUGU
Molecule: messenger RNA, 1488 nt
Organism: Aspergillus alliaceus
Lineage: Eukaryota; Fungi; Ascomycota; Eurotiomycetes; Eurotiales; Aspergillaceae
Product: Zn(II)2Cys6 transcription factor domain-containing protein
Exons: 2
Coding region: 1-1263 (420 amino acids)
Biological process (GO): regulation of transcription by RNA polymerase II
Molecular function (GO): zinc ion binding; DNA-binding transcription factor activity, RNA polymerase II-specific
Source: RefSeq, a predicted model, not a curated record